AGGACGUGUGAAGUAGUUUUUCUGUAAACAGGAAGGCCACCGUGGAGGCCAAGCCUUCCCCAUGGGCACCUUCUCAGAUUGCGAUUGUGGAUGAAAUGAGGGAUUUUCUUGAAACAACCCUCACGCAGGUACCCCUUGGGCAGCCUUCAACCGCUCUGGGGAAGGAGGCCCCAGGCAUAGACAACUGCAGUAUAAAUAAUCAUCCCUACAGUGCUCUGUCAGGGCUGUAGGGGGGCACGGGACAGUAAGGGAGGAGGCUGAACUGCGCGAUUUUACCUGGCUUCUCCAGAAGGGGAAGGCGGCCAGUUGGACCCGGUCCUUGUGUUCGGAGAACAGAGUCACCCAGGCCUCGAACGCCUGCGAUGGUCGGCGUCUCUUCCCUAGGUGACGCAAGACGCGGAGCGCGGCUGCACGACGCUGGCGCAAGCGCGGGCGCAAGAGCGCCGGCCUCCGAGACGGUGAGAAAAUGGCUAGCAACAAUCAUUGGUUUCAGAGUUCGCAGGUCCCCAGCUUUGCCCAGAUGCUGAAAAAGAACCUGCCAGUUCAACCAGCGACAAAGACGAUAACUACACCCACAGGAUGGUCCUCAGAAAGUUACAGCCUGUCCAAGAUGGCAUCCAAGGUUACGCAAGUAACGGGUAAUUUUCCAGAACCGUUGCUUUCCAAGAAUCUUUCAUCUAUUUCAAAUCCUGUCCUUCCUCCAAAAAAAAUACCUAAGGAAUUUAUAAUGAAAUACAAACGUGGAGAAAUAAAUCCUGUGUCAGCCUUGCACCAGUUUGCACAAAUGCAGCGAGUUCAGCUUGACCUUAAGGAAACUGUGACAACAGGUAAUGUUAUGGGACCAUAUUUUGCCUUUUGUGCUGUGGUGGAUGGUAUUCAGUACAAGACUGGACUGGGACAAAAUAAAAAGGAGUCUAGAUCCAAUGCAGCAAAAUUAGCUCUUGAUGAGCUUCUACAACUGGAUGAACCUGAACCACGAAUUUUAGAAACAUCAGGUCCUCCUCCUUUCCCUGCAGAACCUGUUGUUUUAUCUGAACUAGCAUAUGUUUCAAAAGUACAUUAUGAAGGGAGACAUAUUCAAUAUGCAAAGAUUUCACAGAUCGUUAAAGAAAGAUUUAAUCAACUAAUUUCUAAUCGUUCAGAAUACCUGAAAUAUAGCAGUUCAUUGGCUGCUUUUAUAAUUGAAAGAGCUGGACAACAUGAGGUUGUAGCUAUAGGCACAGGUGAAUACAAUUACAGCCAGGACAUUAAGCCAGAUGGAAGAGUAUUGCAUGACACUCAUGCUGUUGUUACAGCAAGAAGGUCUCUUCUUAGGUACUUUUAUAGACAACUUCUGCUCUUCUACAGCAAAAAUCCUGCUAUGAUGGAAAAAUCAAUAUUUUGUACAGAACCAACUUCUAAUCUACUCACUCUUAAACAGAAUAUCAACAUUUGCCUUUACAUGAACCAGUUGCCUAAAGGAUCAGCCCAGAUUAAGUCACAGUUACGUCUUAAUCCACAUUCUAUAUCUGCAUUUGAAGCCAAUGAAGAACUCUGUCUCCACGUGGCUGUUGAAGGCAAAAUUUAUCUGACUGUUUACUGUCCUAAAGAUGGUGUUAAUAGAAUAAGCAGUAUGUCCUCAAGUGACAAAUUGACCAGAUGGGAAGUGCUUGGUGUACAGGGAGCAUUGCUGAGUCAUUUUAUACAGCCAGUUUACAUCAGCAGUAUACUUAUUGGUGAUGGGAAUUGCAGUGAUACCAGAGGCUUAGAAAUCGCUAUAAAGCAACGUGUUGAUGAUGCACUCACUUCAAAACUUCCAAUGUUUUACUUAGUUAACAGACCUCAUAUUAGUUUAGUACCCUCUGCAUAUCCCCUUCAAAUGAACUUGGAAUAUAAAUUUCUGAGUCUGAAUUGGGCACAAGGAGAUGUUUCUUUGGAGAUUGUGGAUGGCCUGAGUGGGAAGAUCACUGAAAGUUCCCCAUUUAAAAGUGGUAUGUCAAUGGCAAGUCGGCUUUGUAAGGCUGCAAUGUUAAGUCGGUUUAACCUGCUUGCCAAAGAAGCUAAAAAAGAAUUACUUGAAGCUGGUACAUAUCAUGCAGCUAAGUGUAUGUCUGCCUCCUAUCAAGAAGCUAAAUGUAAGUUGAAAUCCUACUUACAACAACAUGGCUAUGGAUCCUGGAUUGUGAAAUCUCCCUGCAUAGAGCAAUUUAACAUGUGAAAUAGGCAAUCCAUUAUCACAUUAAAAAUCUUGUAUUGUU
This is a messenger RNA of Pan troglodytes (chimpanzee), 2237 nucleotides long. It is a transcript of the gene ADAD1, whose product is annotated as adenosine deaminase domain containing 1. Gene Ontology annotation, molecular function: double-stranded RNA binding; tRNA-specific adenosine deaminase activity; double-stranded RNA adenosine deaminase activity. The coding region runs from base 467 to 2197 and encodes 576 amino acids. Gene Ontology annotation, cellular component: nucleolus; cytoplasm. The record is from RefSeq and is a predicted model, not a curated record. The transcript is spliced from 12 exons. Gene Ontology annotation, biological process: adenosine to inosine editing; RNA processing. NCBI's taxonomy places the organism in Eukaryota, Metazoa, Chordata, Mammalia, Primates, Hominidae.